AUCAUCUACUUACACUCCUUCAUUCUUCCAAGUUCCAUCCCUAGCUACGGUACCUACCUGCAGAGUAAUUAAAGAAGAGAGAUGGGAUCAUCAGGAACAGGAAAGUUUGUUCUGUCUCAGGGUCAGCUAACAACAAAAUGGCUGUUUGCUCAAGUAAGGGUUUCUGAUGUAGCCGUGGCACUUUUGGGUUUAUUCAUCUUCACGGCUUUGGCUCGGAGACUCACCAACAAGGGUCCAAUGUUAUGGCCAGUUCUGGGCAUUAUUCCCACCUUGUUCUUCCACAUCAACCAACUCUAUGACUGGGGUACCCAAACUCUGAUCAAAUGUGGUGGCACGUUUCACUUCAGAGGAAUGUGGAUGGGCGGUGCGCAUGGGAUCGUGACCGUUAAUCCUUCUAACAUCGAGUACAUGCUCAAGACAAGGUUUAGGAACUUCCCUAAAGGGAAGUACUACCGCGAGAGGUUCUCUGAUUUGCUCGGUGACGGCAUCUUUAACGCCGACGAUGAACUUUGGAAGGAGCAAAGACGGGCCGCGACGUCGGAGAUGCACUCGAGCCGCUUCGUCCAGUACUCUCUCCGAACCAUACAGGACUUGGUGCACCAAAAGCUAUUGAAAUUGUUAAACAAGCUUGCGGUAUCCGGCGACAGAGUGGAUGUCCAGGACGUGUUUCUCCGAUUCACAUUCGACAAUAUCUGCACCGCCGCAUUCGGGGUCGACCCGGAUUGCUUGGCCAUCGACCUUCCCGAGGUCCCUUUUGCAAAAGCUUUCGAGCUUGCCACCGAGUCCACUCUGUUCAGGUUUAUAGUCCCUCCUUUCGUAUGGAAGUUCAUGAAGCUGUUGGGAAUAGGCUCGGAGAAGAAACUCAAGGAGGCCGUUCAAAUAGUUCACAAGUUCGGGGAGAAGACGGUGACCGGUCGGAGGGUAGAACUCAGCAAGCUCGGCAGCUUAAACGAUCGUUCUGAUCUAUUGUCCAGACUCAUCGAAGUCGAAGAUCCUGAACAAAAGGGCAAGAAGAAAUUCUCGGACAAGUUUCUUGAGGAUUUCUGCAUAAGUUUUAUCCUAGCAGGGCGAGAUACAAGCUCAGUGGCACUGACGUGGUUCUUCUGGCUGUUGCACAAACACCCACGAGUCGAAGAACGCAUCAUCGACGAGAUAAAAGAGAUCGUCGGGCAAAGGAAGUCCAAGAAGGAGAAAGACGAGGACGUAAUUUUCUCCAUCGACGAGCUAAAAAAGAUGGUGUAUCUUCAAGCAGCGCUAUCGGAAUCGCUCAGGCUGUACCCGUCGGUGCCGAUGGACUUCAAGGAGGUUCAAGAAGACGACGUUUUUCCGGAUGGAGCCUUUGUGAAGAAGGGUGCUCGGGUGUUCUACCUCAUCUACUCGAUGGGUCGAAUGGAGGACAUAUGGGGGAAGGACUGCAAGGAGUUUAAGCCGGAAAGGUGGAUGAAAAACGGGGAGCUGGUGAGCGAGAACCAGUUCAAGUAUGCGGUGUUUAAUGCCGGACCCCGACUGUGUGUGGGAAAGAAGUUUGCUUACAUGCAGAUGAAAAUGGUGGCAGCUUCAAUCCUGCUCAGGUUCUCGGUUAAGGUGGUUGAAGGCCAGACAAUUGUUCCAAAAUUAACCACCACGCUUUACAUGAAGAAUGGGUUGUUGGUUACUUUCGAGCCUAGGCUUCUUCAUCUUCUUCCAUAGAUCCAUAACCUUUAUUAUUU
Molecule: messenger RNA, 1709 nt
Organism: Nelumbo nucifera (sacred lotus)
Lineage: Eukaryota; Viridiplantae; Streptophyta; Magnoliopsida; Proteales; Nelumbonaceae
Source: RefSeq, a predicted model, not a curated record